Messenger RNA from Phyllopteryx taeniolatus (common seadragon), 5087 nucleotides. RefSeq names its product LON peptidase N-terminal domain and RING finger protein 3-like. Lineage: Eukaryota; Metazoa; Chordata; Actinopteri; Syngnathiformes; Syngnathidae. The record is from RefSeq and is a predicted model, not a curated record. The transcript has 12 exons. The coding region runs from base 122 to 2371 and encodes 749 amino acids. Gene Ontology annotation, molecular function: protein binding.
UCUUCUCUCCUCCCUCUGUUGCGCUAUUGACUGAGACGUUUGGUUCGCGGGGGUCAACCGAGAGAGCCCCGUUCGUCUUUCAGUGCUUCCCAGUGAACAUGAGCCGGGGUGCUCCACGCACAUGAGCCCCUCUAACAAGCCGGCCGCCAUGGGGACAGAGCGCGAGAGUAUGCUGCAGCUCGCCGCAGAAGCCUUCCAGGCGAAAAACUUCGACCUGGCGGCGGAGAUUUACGAGUGCCAGCUCGCGGCUCUGGGGGAUGUGGCGAGCCGCCGACAGGAGCUGACGGUGAGGCGGGCGGACGCGCUCGCAUACGGGGGGAAAUUCGCGGAGGCUUUCGUUGCGUAUCGGCAAGCCGCGGAGAUGGAGCGACUGAGACCCGCGCACCUGAGCAACCUCGUCGACUAUCUGACCUCCAUCACCAAGCUGGACAACGCGGGUGACCGGAGAGAGGGCGCGGAGGCCGGGGCAGCGGCGACGGCAUGCCCCUGCUCGGGAGCCACAGGUUGCGGGGGCCAAGACUUCUCCUGCCGCAUAUGUCUGAGCUCGCUGUUCGAGCCCGUCACGUUGUCGUGCGGACACUGCUUCUGUAAAAAGUGUCUGGAGAAGGACAAGAAAGAGACGGAGGUCGUAUGCAAGGAGUGCGGGCUCAGCUCCGGGGUGGCCGUCCACGGCUACAGGGUCAACGUGGUCCUCAGCAACCUGCUAGCCAAAUGGUUCCCGAGGGUGUACCGGGCCGGCCGGCUGAGACGGGAGGGCAACGGCCUUUACUCUGAAAAGAAGGUGCAAGAGGCUCUGGAGAAAUACAACCAAGCCAUCUCCAUAUCACCCACGGACCACAUACUGUUCAGUAACCGCUCCCAGAUCCACUCCAGUCUCAAGCACUAUGAAAAAGCUCUGAGAGAUGCUGAGAUGGCCUGCAGACUUAUGCCUCUGUGGUCCAAGGGUCAUGUUCGUAAGGCACAGGCUCUGGUGUCACUGGGCAGGUCUGAAGAAGCAUUGAGAGAAUACCUGCUAUGUCUUUCUAUAGAGCCUGACUGUCGACUGGCCAGGAAUGAAGCAAAUAAGCUUCUCAGUGACCUCUUCGCUCCUGUGACGUAUCAGGUGCCUGAACACAUCUCUGACUUUCCCAACAUCGUGUCCUCUAGAGGACGCAUGAAGAGUAGUGUCAGUGCACCUUCUCAGCUCUUUGGCCCUGGCCCCCUGCCAUUGGAGUUGAGUGUGACUCCAACCGCUCCUGGGGCAGGGAGGUUGGAUUGCAGUGAGGUCAAAGUUCAGGACGACAGUAAGAUGGACCACUGUCUUCUACACGCACGGAAGCGAAGGAUCACAAAGGAGUGUGAAGAGGAGCAGGGAGCAAAGGGGAACAGUGUUGCACACAAAAGAUUGAAGUCUGAGUCAGCAGUGGCGAACAAUCUGUUAACUUCUGCAGUUGGUGACAUUUUGGCUCCAACAGAUCUGGAAUGUUCUCUUUGCAUGAGAUUGCUCUAUGAGCCGGUGACGACACCGUGCGGUCACACCUUCUGUCUUCAGUGUCUCAAGAGAUGUCUGGACCACAACCCAAAGUGUCCACUCUGCAAAGAAGAGCUGUCAGAGUACCUAGUCCAAAGACAAUACUGCAAGACUGCAUUAAUGGAAAACCUCAUAGCGAGGUAUCUUCCGUGUGAGCUCAUGGAAAGACAGAAACUCCACGACGAGGAGAUGGCUGAGCUUUCCAACCUCAACAAGAACGUGCCGAUAUUUGUGUGCACCAUGGCCUUCCCCACUGUGCCCUGUCCUCUGCAUAUCUUUGAGCCCUGCUACCGACUGAUGAUUCGCCGAUGCAUGGAGACGGGAACCAACUGCUUCGGCAUGUGUCUCGGGGAUGACCUCAAAGGGUUUGCAGACUACGGCUGCCUGCUGGAGAUUCGUGACGUUACGUUCUUCUCUGACGGGCGCUCAGUUGUGGACACCAUCGGCAGGCGGAGAUUUAAAGUCAUCCAACACAGCGAGAGAGAUGGAUACAACACAGCCGACAUCGAGUACCUGGAGGAUGUCAAGGUGGAGGGCUUGGCAGUGGGGGAGCUGCAGUCUUUACAUGACACAGUGUACGACCAGGCGCUGGUCUGGGUCAACUCCCUGAAAACGGAGCAGAAGGAACGUAUUGAGGGGCACUUUGGACCCAUACCUGAGAAAGACUCUGAACUUCAGGCCAGUCCAAAUGGUCCAUCCUGGUGUUGGUGGCUACUUGCUGUUCUUCCGUUAGAGGGCCGAGCCCAGCUGCCUUUCCUGGCCAUCACAUCUCUGAAGGACCGCCUGAGCGGCAUCCGCAAAGUUCUGCUCUUCAUGGCCUGCAGCAGACAUCGGGGACAUGCUGUGGGCCAGAGGUCAUAGUCCCACCUGACCCCCACAACUUCCCCCAAUCACCAAUGAGCAGUUGACCUGUUGUUUUUCUAUUUGAGACUUCCUUUUGAUGUGAUGGCACGUUCCCCGUUGUAGCACAAUCCACAUACGCAUCAACAACAAAACAGUCAUUCACGCUAUAUUAAACUUCCAUUCAUCUGAGGGCUCUUCACAACAUCUGGAAAGCAACCCUUUCUCUUUGUUUCCUCUUUGCAAUGUAAAGACAGAAUAGAUGUAUAUUUCAUGAUCUAUAAGGAUGAUCAAUUUGUUACAUUUUACAUGAUGCUAAUGCGCACAACCCACAACCUUGCUCCAGUUGCCACCUGGAAGCAUGAAAGUCAAUGUACCUGUAUAUGUUGGCCUUUUCUGCAUGGCACUCCUCCACUUUUAUAGUUCUCUGUGCUUUUUAAUGAGAGAUAAUACAAAAAAUGGAACAAUAAUGUGCAAUACCUUUAGCUUUUUCUCCAAAAUGAGUUGCCUAUCUAACAGCUUUAAAGCAAAUAACCCCCCCCAUAUACUGUUUGUAUGUAUCAACAGUGCUUAACAAAUUUAUUAUACCACCCAUCAUGAAAAUGAACAAGCACUAGCAUCAUGAAGCGCUUUAGUGCGGACGCUUUCAUUUUCAGUCAGCUCUGUAUUUUACUAUUUUGAAUGGGAAUGAGGAAUUUUGCAGAAAGUUGCAACGUUUUAUACCCACAUUUGAGCCUACUCACUGGGCCUCAACUACUUGAACUAAUAUUUCUGUUCAGGACUGUGAAGUGAAUGUGUUCGCGCUCUCUCUCGCUCUCUCUCGCUCUCACACACACACACAGAUAACAAUAACUAUAUUUUAGCAUUCAAAUUUAGAUUUUGGUUAAAGAGCUAUUUAACUGGUGUGUUACCCAUUACAGACUAACAAAUUUAAAAUAAUCUUAUUUGGUGGUACUGCUUCUCCGCACUCGGGUAGCGGGCGUGCUGCAUCCUAUCCCAUCUGACUUUGGGCAAUGGGCGGGGUACACCCUGAACUGGUCGCCAGCCAACAGCAGGGUCUAAUACAUUUGCUAAGCAAUUCAUCUUUCUAAGUGUACUUAUUCUGUGAGAGACCAAACGUAUACAUUUUCUUUAAAUGCACUGACUGCAAUCAAGCGAAUUAGGAUUGAGAAAGUAUUGAUUUGACAUCUCUCAAAUGAAACUUCACAAAAACAAACAUAAACAAACAAACAAAAAAACAGCACCAAGUAGCGGCACAUAUGAUAAGAGGUGUGCUUUUUGCUACUUUGUAAUCUGUGUUGCACUAUUUCUAAUUGAUUUGACUGUUUUACUCGUUUUUUUGAAAUGUGACAUUUUGCUUUUUCUCCAUUAUUUAUUUGUUUCAUUAUUUAUGCAAGCAGUGACAUUGUUUACAUUUGUUGAAGAGAGGCUCAUUUUCUACAGGAUUAUUUUUGUAUUAGACACCUCCGAAGGUCAGCCAUAAUACAUGCUGUACCAGUGUGGGGAGGAAAAACCCAAAUAAAAAAAAAACAAACAAAAAAAUUCUUACAUUGUUGCUCUUCUCCAAAACAUACCUUUCAGUUGAACAUUGAUUAUUUAAGACAGUGUUUAUUUGGUACUUCCGCCCACAGUAGAGAAAAUAACUUCCAUAGAAUUAAAUAAUUGCAAAGGAUGAAGUCUUCUCUUUAAAAAAAAAAAAAUCCAUUUAAAAGUCAGUGUUGUGAAUGCAUGGGGGAAAAAACAGUGCGUUUUAGUGUGUGUGUUUUUUAAAGAAAUAAUACAAAUGUGUAAAUUGAAAUCAAAUACAGUUAAAGGGAUACAUUUUGGCUAUUCCAAAAAUACAUUUUGGAGAAAAUUGCCAUGCCUUGUUGAUUGUUGUCUUGUUUAAAGACAGUAGAGAGCUUUGCCUUGAAAAUUGUUUUUGUAUACAAGUGUGAAUUUGAGUUUCUGUUAAGGUUUUGUCCGUUUAAUCAUUUCACAGGCUCUCAUGAUGUCAUAUGCAAUAGUACAGAGAUGUCACAUUUAAUUAAUCACCUAAUUUUGUAUGUCCAUUUAUCUACAUUGGAGUAGCUACUUCUGUAAUGUAUUUGAUAUUUUAACACAACAACAUUUGAGGUAAUGAAAUGUUUCGGGAUCAGUGGUGGAAAAGAAUUGGAGGUUAUUACUGUAUGUCUGAAUUAACGUUUGGAAUAUUUGCCUCCACAAUUCAGCAAAUACUGUAUAAUAAUCGUUGUUGGGCCAAAGUCAAAUGUAAUUACACCUGCAGUGUAAAAACAUUCUAAACAUAUUUGUAAACGUAUGUGUUUCACCCAAUUGUAAUUGUAAUGAUACUUUUUUAAUAGAUGAUAAUGACUGAAAAAAUAAUGUAGCCCAUGUUGUUAUUUGUAAGCUUAAAAGGUGAAGCUUGAGAUGCAUUUGCCUGAAUAGUGUAAACAAAACAUCUUCCAUUGACAGCAGUUCUAGUGCCUUAAGUUGGACUUCUUCCUAUUAUGUAGAAACUGGAAUGUGGUAUAAUGUUUGGGCAGAAUUUGGGGGUUUGUUGAAUUAUGUUAAGAUCAUUUUAGACUGAUACCAUGCAUCUUUAAUUUCAGUGCAUCCUGCGCUGAACACUGAAUCAAUUUUUUUUUAUUGCAUUGAUGUUGAUCGUCUGGCAUGUAGCAAUGCAAUCAUGUAAAAUGGUAAAUGGAAUGAUCACUCCAAAAAUCCAGAAACGGACAAAUAAAAAAUACAAAAAUCA